Messenger RNA from Paramormyrops kingsleyae, 1644 nucleotides. It is a transcript of the gene ece2a, whose product is annotated as endothelin converting enzyme 2a. NCBI's taxonomy places the organism in Eukaryota, Metazoa, Chordata, Actinopteri, Osteoglossiformes, Mormyridae. The record is from RefSeq and is a predicted model, not a curated record. Gene Ontology annotation, molecular function: S-adenosylmethionine-dependent methyltransferase activity.
UGACGUUGCACAAGCGGCGAUGCGGACACAGGUGAGGGGGCCGGAGAGCUGCCGGUGUCAGCUAGUACACGUGGGUUUGCUGACGCGCGUUUUUUAACUGUAUAUGAUGUCAGAGUAAUUUUUCAACAGUGAUAGACAUCAAAACAGAAGGACUGCUUUCACCUUGGUAAAUUUUGCAGUUUCGUCUGCACACACCGUUCCGUAACUUUCCAAAAAGAAAUGUCGUUUUAACACGCCUGGAUCUUGUUCAGUUCAGGGUGCCGUUCGAUUUUAUGAAAACUCUUCGACUGGACUCUAAAAGUGUCUGAAGACGAGUGUCUGAAAAGGGUGCCAGGGCAGUAACUCCGUUAAAAGAUACAACAGCGAUACGAUGGAGUAUUUGCCCGACAGCAAUUCGAGAUAUAAAGACGUGGGAUACUGGGAUGAGAGGUACAGGAGAGAGGAGUCGUUCGAGUGGUUCGGAGACCUUUCAAAAUUCCAGCACUUACUUGAGCAGCACGUCAAGAAGGACGAUGCCAUACUUAUUCUGGGUUGUGGGAACAGCUCGCUCAGCUUUGACAUGUACCAGCGCGGCUUCCGCUCCAUCACCAAUGUGGACUAUUCCUCCGUCUGCGUGGAGACCAUGGCGAGCCGGCACUUCGACUGCCCCGGCAUGACGUGGCUGAAGAUGGACGUCCGGCAACUGGAAUUCCCCGAGGGCACCUUCGACGUGGUCUUGGAGAAGGCCACACUGGACGCCAUGAUGGUGGACGAGAGGGACCCGUGGCAUGUUUCCACGGAAACCGCCAACUUGCUCCAUCAGGUGCUGAAGGAGGCAAGCCGGCUGCUGAGACCUGCCGGACGUUUUAUCUCCAUCACCUUCGCCCAGCCACACUUCCGGAGGCGGAUCCUGGCCCGGCGCGAGUACGGCUGGUCCGUGGUGCAACAUAGCUACGGCGACGGCUUCCAGUACUUCUUCUACGUCAUGACCAAGGGCGAGGCACUGAGCCCGGAGGACCAGGCCCUGGAGAAGAGGCUCCUGGAGAGUGAGGACCCCCAGGCCGUGGUGCCCCGGGAGGAGCCCGAUUCAGAGGACUACCUGAGCAGAAUCUGUCUUUAAGGCAGCCCCCAACCUCCCCCCCCCCACCCCCAAACGCUAUGCCAAAGCCUCACAGGGAGUCUGCCAGCAUUUUAACCAGCACACGUGACUGCUAAAUGAUCAGAAUUAAUUUACCACUCAAGUCUUCAGAUAUGUUUGUACCUGGUAGACAUUUUUAAGAUUUUAUAUGCAGAUUUAUACGUUUAAAUGGCGGCCGGAUGGUCUUUUUUGUUUUUAUUUCAGUCCUUUUUUAGAUUCUGCAAAUCUAUCUGCCUUUUUUUGUUUCUUUCGCUGCCUCACGGGAAUCAAAGUCAAAAAUCUGACACUGAGAGAUAAAAUGCUGGAUAUCAGGAAAAUGCGAAGAGGCCCCCUUGGGACCGGCCCACUGCGAAGAGAUGUCUGCGUUUCUCAAGGAAACACUGCAGGAAGUCGCAGGCCUCACUGCUGUUUAAAUAUAGAUUCCGUGGGGUCAUUAAUAAGACCGAAAUCAUUUAUUUUUAAUAAUCUGCUGAAAUGUAAUUACAGUCUAUUUUUACGGCCGAAUAAAAGGUGUGUGAUUUCUGUGA